This is a messenger RNA of Bombus impatiens (common eastern bumble bee), 1012 nucleotides long. It is a transcript of the gene Prosbeta2, whose product is annotated as proteasome subunit beta type-7. Gene Ontology annotation, molecular function: threonine-type endopeptidase activity. The coding region runs from base 99 to 932 and encodes 277 amino acids. The record is from RefSeq and is a predicted model, not a curated record. Lineage: Eukaryota; Metazoa; Arthropoda; Insecta; Hymenoptera; Apidae. The transcript has 4 exons. Gene Ontology annotation, cellular component: proteasome core complex.
AAAGCUGCCAUCUACUGGUAAAUGGUGACAUUUGUGAAAUGCUUUUCGUUCAUUACUGCGUCUCUUUUCACAGAGUUAUAAGUUACAACUUUUGAAUCAUGUCUUCGGUACUUGUGCCUGAAAUUCCUGCUCCUGGAUUUUCUUUUGAUCUUUGUCAAAGAAACAAUUUUUUGGUAAAGAAAGGAUUCCAAGCACCUAAAGCUGUUAAAACAGGAACAACAAUUGCUGGUGUUGUUUAUAAAGAUGGAGUGGUUCUUGGUGGUGAUACAAGAUCAACAGAAAAUACCAUAGUUGCUGAUAAAAAUUGUAGUAAGAUUCAUUAUCUUACUGAAAAUAUAUAUUGUUGUGGUGCUGGAACUGCUGCUGAUACUGAAAUGACAACUCAAAUGAUAUCCAGUCAGUUGGAGUUACAUCGUUUAAAUACUAACCGCAUAGUGCCAGUUUGUACUGCAAAUGCUAUGAUUAAACAAUUAUUAUUCCGUUAUCAAGGAAAUAUUGGAGCAGCUUUAAUAUUAGGAGGUGUUGAUUUGGAUGGACCACAUUUAUAUUGUAUUCAUCCUCAUGGAUCUUCAGAUCGUCACAUUUAUACUAGUAUGGGUACAGGAUCAUUAGCUGCAAUGGCUGUAUUUGAAAGUAGAUGGAAACCUGAUAUGACAGAAGAGCAGGCUAAAGAAUUGGUUGCAGAUGCCAUUCGCGCUGGUAUAUUUAAUGAUCUAGCUUCUGGUUCUAACGUAGAUUUAUGUGUCAUACGUAAAGGUUCUGUUGAUUAUUUACGCCCUUAUGAUGUUGCUAAUGUUAAAGGACAGCGCAAUAUAUCGUACCGAUAUAAACGUGGUACUACCGCUGUGCUUAACAAAACGGUUCAUCCUAUAAUCAUUGAAGGGGAAACUGUGCAUAGGCUUAAUACAGAGCCAAUGGAUACUUCAUCAUAAAAUGUAUCAAACAGUUUUACUUUACAUUUGGAUAUAUAUGUGAAUUUGUAAUAAAUAAAGCCUUAAUCUCUCUUUCAUAA